This is a messenger RNA of Microcebus murinus (gray mouse lemur), 2666 nucleotides long. The record is from RefSeq and is a predicted model, not a curated record. Lineage: Eukaryota; Metazoa; Chordata; Mammalia; Primates; Cheirogaleidae.
GCCUCGCCCUGCUCUGCUGUUCUCUUGGUCAUGGGAACAAGAUGGACACCUGGACCUUCCCUGCUUAUGCUCCUCUGUUAUGGGCAGCUCUUGCCAUGGCUCAGGGUCAAGAGUGAUCACAGCACAGGUGACUUCUACAAUGAGACCGAAGCAAGGAUAUUCCUUCAGCUUUAUGACCAAACAGCCCAGGUUGUGAUGAACCAGUUCAUGGAGGCUACUUGGAACUAUGUCACCAACAUCACCACGAAAAAUCAGGAGGAGAUGCUGCACAAGGACGUGGAGAGAUCCAAGUUCAUGGUGUACUUUGGCACCCGGGCCCGCCUGUUUAAGAUUGCCCAGAUCGAGGACCCGGCCGUGAAGCGCAUGCUGAGUAAGCUGCAGGACAUAGGCAAGGCGGCCUUGCCCAAGGACGAGCUCCGGGAGGUGAUGGACGGAGCCCCCCGGGAGGUGAUGGACGGAGCCCCCUGGCCUCCAGGCACUCGUUCCCCCGCCCCAGAGUACAACAAGCUUCUGGCCUACAUGGAGACAACGUACAGUAUGGCCCAGGUGUGCCUGAAUGAGGGGCCCUGCCUGCCUCUGGAGCCUGACCUCGAAGAAGUCAUGGCCACCUCCAGGGACAGGAAGGAGCUGGUGUGGGCCUGGCAGGGCUGGCGGGAUGCCGUGGGCCGCGAGAUCCGCACCACCUUUGAGCAAUACGUGGAGCUCAGCAACAAGGCAGCGCAGCUCAAUGGUUACAAAGACAUGGGGGCCUUGUGGCGCUCCGAGUAUGAGUCUGACACCCUUGAGGAAGACCUGGAGCAGCUCUAUGAGGAGCUGCGGCCGCUCUACCUGAACCUGCACGCCUACGUGCGCCGGGCCCUGCACCGCCACUACGGGCCCAACGUCAUCGACCUGAGGGGGCCCAUCCCCGCCCACCUCCUGGGGAACAUGUGGGCCCAGUCCUGGGUCAACAUCUUAGACCUGGUCCUGCCCUUCCCGAAGAAGACCCCCGAGGACAUCACGAAGAUCAUGAAAGGCCAGCACUGGAGGCCAGAGAAAAUGUAUCAAGAGGCUGAAAAAUUCUUCACUUCCUUGGGGCUGCUGCCCGCCCCACCCGAUUUCUGGAGAAACUCGAUGCUGGAGAGGCCAACAGAUGGGCGGGAAGUGGAGUGCCAAGCCUCUGCCUGGAACUUCUACAAAGGCGACGACUUCAGGAUAAAGAAGUGCACCGAGGUGACCAUAGAAGACCUGCUCUCCAUCUUCCACCAGAUGGGCCACAUCCAGUACUUCCUGCAGUAUAAGAACCUCUCUGUCAUCUUCCGCGCAGGAGCCAACCCAGCCUUUGAAGAGGCCGUGGGGUCGGUGAUCACCCUCUCGGCCUCCUCCCACAAGCACCUGCUCAACAGAGGCCUGCUCAGCCUCCAGCACCAGGACGCAGAGGAGGAGGUCAACUUCCUGAUGAGCAUCGCCCUGGAGAAGAUUGCCUUCAUCCCCUUCAGCUACAUCAUGGAUCUGUUUCGCUGGAAGGUCUUCGACGGCACCAUCCACAAGGAUCUCUACAACCAGGAGUGGUGGAACCUAAGGUUGAGGUACCAGGGCCUCUGCCCCCCCAUUCCUCGCUCAGAGGAGGACUUUGAUCCAGGUGCCAAGUUCCACAUUUCCGCCAGUGUGCCCUACAUACGGUACUUCCUCAGCCUAGUGCUCCAGUUCCAGUUCCACGAAGCGCUGUGCACAGCCUCCGGCCACACGGGCCCACUGCACCGGUGUGACAUCUAUAACUCCAAGAUAGCUGGGCAACUCCUGGGGGAUGCCCUAAAGCUGGGCUCGAGCAAGCCCUGGCCAGAGGUCCUACAGAAGCUGACCGGGCAGUCCAGCGUGUCUACAAAGGCCCUCAAGACGUACUUCAAACCCCUGCUAAACUGGCUGGUGACUGAGAACGUGCAGCAAGGGGAGAUCCUGGGCUGGCCAGACUUCAGCUGUUCCUUUGAAGAAAAAGACACAAACCAAGUGACAUUCCUGAAUCUGCGGCUGACCCCUGACCUGGCCAAGUUUGGUCAGUGGCUGCUGCUGAUCCUGAGCUUUGUCCUGUUCAUGGUAGCGCUGUGGCUGGCCUACAGGCUGUACUUAGUGGAAAAACAGUUACAAGCCCAAGACGACAUGCUAUUCAGCUCACUGUUCACUGCCUACUUCCUGGGCAUGACCAUGGAGCCCCAGCAGGUUGCCAAAAGACAGUGGCUACUGCUGGGCCUCUGCCUUGUCCUGAUAGUGUGCUCAAUCACCCUGACCAUUUGGAUUUUCACACAUCGUGGCGAGAAGCCUCCAUGGAUGAGCACUGACUGGUGGAACUGGUACUAAACACCAUUGAGACCGCCAGCCUGCCCCCUCACAUACAGGGGCAGCCAGGACACCUCUGCCCCCCAGGAGGCCACACUCGCAGCCCUCCCAUUCCCCAGCCACAGUGGCCAACGAGGACCCCUCCUGCAUUGUGGCUCUGCGUGGCAAAGGCACACCAAGCCCAGGACUCCAAGCCUCUCUCCAGGACUCCAGUGAAAACCUCAUUGAGCCUCCCUGUCCAUCCUCCCUCCCUCACCCACUAUUGUAAAGUUUAUUUCACCAGAAUAUUUCCUUCACGUCUAACUGCUUAAGAACUUGGUUGUUCAUCAAUUAAAUCUAGAUGUUCAAAAUGA